CUUUGGUGUUGUAUGACCUUUAGCCAACCUUAUAUAACAGAGCUACAUGACAAUUGAAUAAUGAAUGGAGCUUUAUUGGGUUUGAAUUAAAAGCGGGAUACUUGUUCCCGAAUGGCUGGUCAGAGUGAUCUCGAUCGCCAAAUAGAACAGUUAAGGGCAUGUAAACUUAUUACUGAAGAUGAAGUUAAAGCUCUUUGCGCGAAAGCUCGGGAAAUCCUCAUAGAAGAAAGUAACGUUCAAUGCGUUGAUUCACCAGUGACUGUUUGUGGUGACAUUCACGGUCAAUUUUACGAUCUGAUAGAGCUUUUCAAGGUUGGUGGAGAUGUUCCAGACACGAAUUACCUUUUCUUGGGUGAUUUCGUCGACCGUGGCUACCACAGUGUUGAGACUUUCCUGCUUCUUCUUGCCCUGAAGGUGAGAUAUCCAGACAGAAUAACACUUAUACGAGGGAACCAUGAAAGUCGUCAAAUCACUAUGGUGUAUGGAUUUUAUGAAGAAUGCCUUAGGAAGUAUGGUUCAGCAAUGGUCUGGAGGCAGUGUACUGAGAUAUUUGAUUACUUAUGCCUCUCCGCAGUAAUUGAUGGGAGGAUAUUCUGCGUUCAUGGUGGUCUGUCACCCACAAUCACAACUUUAGAUCAGAUUCGUACCAUCGAUAGAAAACAAGAGGUUCCUCAUGAUGGUCCAAUGUGUGAUCUUUUAUGGUCUGAUCCUGAAGAAACAGCCGGUUGGGGUGUUAGUCCUAGAGGUGCUGGUUAUUUAUUUGGCUCGGAUGUUGUAGCCAACUUUAAUCAGUUGAAUCGAAUCGACUUUAUUUGUCGUGCUCAUCAAUUAGUUAUGGAAGGUUAUCGUUGGCAUUUUCAUGAAAGUGUUCUCACCGUAUGGUCAGCACCAAAUUAUUGUUAUCGUUGUGGAAAUGUUGCUGCUAUUUUACGGUUAAGUGAACGGCUAGAAAAAGAAUUCUCAAUAUUCGAAGCUGCACCACAAGACGUUCGUAGUAUACCAGCCCGUCGACCGAUUCCGGACUACUUUCUUUGAAAUAACACAUCAACAAUAAUAAUCCAAGAAUGCGCGCGCUUUUAUCUCUUAUGUUUUAUCACUUUCCCCUCCCAUGUUUAUAAACCACCCGGUCCGAUUUUUAAUCCCUAUGUCCUUUUAAAAUUUCUUUUUUCUAACCGUUUUAGCAUGAUGAUUUUAUUUUGAUCUUUUUUGAACGUUUAACGUCAAAAUUUCUUCAUCCUAUCCUCCUUCCCCGUGUAAAGAAAGACUCCAUUGUUCUUUGAGUUCCUGUCGUCGUCGUCCGUCAGCCCUCUUCCCCUCCCUUCCUCCCUCCGUCACACAUACACACAAUCUCAGGUGAUUUCACAACAGUUUAGCCGAUACGUGUGUGUAUGUGUGCGUGUGUAUAUUUUGACAUCCCCACUAAAGCACACAUAAUAUGUGAAUGUAUGUUAUUAUUAUUAUUAUGUACUGAUAUGUAUAUGUAAAAAAACAGAGAAUAAAUGUAAAUUUUUUGAAUUUUUCUAAUAUUACAAAAUAUAAUAUCAAAAAAAGAUGUGCAGAAAUCAUCAUUUCUCAGGGAAUUCCAAUUCGUUAUUACUUUUUUUCUUGUUUCUCGUCUUUCUUUUGCUUUGUAUACACAUAUACUACUUAAAAUUAAUUAAGCGAAAUAAGUAGUAGUCUCUUUUUUUCUAAUAAAAAACAAACAAAAUAAUAUCACCAUUUUGCAUUUCUUAAACUGGCCACCAGUUGAAUGAAAUCACGAUGACUUGCAUAAAGGCGCAGUUCAGAACUGAUGUCUGUCCAUCUGACGGCGUCUGCAUCAUCACCUG
Molecule: messenger RNA, 1829 nt
Organism: Trichobilharzia szidati
Lineage: Eukaryota; Metazoa; Platyhelminthes; Trematoda; Strigeidida; Schistosomatidae
Source: the annotation of a GenBank genome assembly